Pocillopora meandrina is the source of this 3467-nucleotide messenger RNA. Lineage: Eukaryota; Metazoa; Cnidaria; Anthozoa; Scleractinia; Pocilloporidae. The record is from the annotation of a GenBank genome assembly.
AUGGCGUGUUCGAGCGCAUCUACUGCUGACAGUGGCGAAGAGGAGAAGAAAGAACAGAGGCUUAGAGAUGUCAUGUUUCUCUGUGACGAGUGGAAAUCUUCGAAAGGUGGAUUAUCAACUUUCAAUCGAGAAUUUGCUAUUAAUUUGGCAGAAGCGACGGCUGGUAGUAUGAAAAUCCACUGCUAUGUCUCUAAUAGCGAUGAUCGGGACAGAGAAGAUGCUGAACAACAUGGUGUCAAUUCAAUCAAAGCUCGAAGUGUUCCUGGUUCAGCCGACCCCCUCGAGUGCUUGAAGUUUCCACCCUCAGAGCUCCCAAACCCACAUCUGGUAAUAGGCCAUGGAAGAAAGCUGGGUAGUCCUGCAUAUUUCCUUGUACAGUCAACAAAGUGUAAAUGGAUCCAGUUUGUUCACGUCUACUGUGAGGACCUUGGGAAAUAUAAAGAAUCUACCACGGCUGCAGAAGAUACAAUCGAAGAGAACGAGAAGAAGCAUAAGAUGGAAAUUGAUUUGUGUAAAGCAGCGGAUGCAGUUGUCGCCGUUGGCUCCCGUCUACAACAGAAGUACAGCAGACGUCUCCUUAAUGUUGAAGUAAGGGUUAUCACUCCUGGGAUCUUUGGAAAGUUUUCCAAUGAAUCAAAGUUGGCCGUAAACAGAUCAGUAGUAAAGAAUUUUAGUGCGUCUGUGUUUGGCCGAGCUGCCUUUGAGGAUCUUUCCCUGAAAGGCUAUGAUAUAAUUGCAAAUGCCAUUGGUUCUCUUGGUAAGAACUUUGAGUUGACAUUUGUUGGCGCACCUCCCGGUGAACAACAAAAAGUUGAGCAAUGGUUUCUUGAUAAUACGUGUAUCAACCGCAACCAAUUAACCAUCCGUCAGUAUUGCAGUGAACAAGAGGAACUCAAUGUGAUGUUCUAUCAGUCAGAUUUGGUUGCUCUGCCAUCCCGUACCGAAGGAUUUGGGCUUGUUGCCCUCGAAGCCAUUUCUGCUGGUGUUCCUGUUCUAGUCUCUGGUGAAUCUGGCAUAGCUGAGGCUUUGCAAAAAGUAGAAGGUGGAGACACUGUCAUUGUUGGAUCGGAUGAAGAUGAAGGUGAAUGGGCACAAAGGAUCAGAGAGAUGUAUGAAGAAAGUGCGGAAGAGAGAGAAGCCAAUGCUGUGAAGCUUCGCGAGAACUACAGGAAGGUGUACUCUUGGAAAGCAGAAUGUGAGAGGUUUAAAGGGCUGAUUGAGAAAGUCGUGGAAUAUGGUAUGUUCAAUGAUUUUAUCUUUGCUUAAAUUUUAGGUGUAGGUGAUGUUACUUUAACCUCCUGUAUUUGGAAAUAUAGAAACCUUGUGUAAAAGACUAAAUGGAGGUACAUGUAGAUAGCACAUCCAGAUUGCAUGAUUUAUUUCUGUUAAUGUUUUGAUAUGAGUAAAUCAGCUGUAACAGUUCCCUGAUAUGAAAUUUGUCAUGUUACAAAAGAUUGAGAACACAACACAUCACUCAUUCAACAUGGUGCACCAUAGGGUUAACAGAAGUGUAGAGGGGGGUCCAGGUUUUUACCAAGAUAGAACCAAUUGUUUCAUGACUAAGCUCAUGCUGACUAUGUAUGCAAUGACAAUCUGCAGCUAGAAGUGAUUCGUUUUCAAGACAUUUCCUAGUAUAUUUCCCUUUCUGUCUGGUUGUAUUUAUCUUUGGCUCCAAAUAUAAAUAAAAUAAAAUAAGCUAAAAUAAAAAUUGGCAAGAUUUUAGUUGAAGGAGCUAUAAAAGAAAAUGUUACUUGUAUUUGUGUGUGGGUUUUUAUAAAAAUGAUUUGAGGUGUGUUGUAUGGUUUUGAAUGUCAGCAUUUAGUGGUUGCCUCAUUAUUUGUUUUCUUUUAAAUCUGAUUUUAGGUGCCUUAUCUUCUGUAUUCCAUCUCUCCCUGUACUUUUUGUUCUUAGGUACUUCACCCCUCACUGUAAUACCAACCACUGGUCAUGGAAUAGAACUUAUUGGAAGAGCACAGGGAAGGAAAGGUGAACAGGAAGCUAAGUUUGAAUUAAUUUCUAAAGUGAAUAUGUUCAGUGUGUUCAGCUAUGAUGUCAAGUGUAAAGAAGUGUGCUUUUGGGAUUAAACAUUUAAGGUUGCUAGGGUCUGUAGGAUAAAACUAAACUGACAAUUAUUUGAAAUACUUUCAGUUCUUCAUUAAAAAGAUUCAUUUGAAAGAAAUUAAUACUCAAUUUAUUUUUCUCUCAAGGAAUAUUAAGAUCAGUGGUAGUAGAUGGUAAAACAGUUUAAAUAAUAAUAAAAUGAUAAUAAUAAUAAUAAUCAUAAUCAUAAUAAUAGUAUAAUAAUAGUAUAAAGAAGGUUUUUUUCCCAACCUUAAUCAUAAAUUAUGUAUUGAAAAACUGACAUUGGUGAUGUAUUUAGGAUAAAUUUCAUGCACUUAUAUACAUAUGGUCACAUGUUGGUUUGCUGUGUUAAUUAUUAUUUAUCAAAGAAAAAUAACAUCAUAAAUACAAAUAUUGCUGUAAAUAAUGUAAAAUAAUGAAAAUUAUUCCAGACAUGAUUGUGCCUGAUAUUCUACUCAUGUGAAAGUAAUUUGAGUUGGUUUGUGGAAUAAACCCUUUAAACCCUAAGAGUGACCAGCAUCUAAUUUCUCCCUACAAUAUCACUCCUGAAUCACACAUUAAGGUGAUGAGAAUAAAGGACAUGGUCAACAGAGAAGGAAACGUUUGAUUGGCAAACAAAUUCUCCUUUUCAGUACACUAGGAAAUGUAUAAGAAGCAGUGUGGAGAAUAUGCAGACUGAUGUUAGGAUGUAAAGGGUUAAGACAAUAUAUAUGAGAUAUAUAUGUGAAUAUCAAAUAGAUGCUUUGAGCACCUUUUUUAAAUCUAUCUUUAACUACAAGUUGGUAUGGCUGUUUCUAACUAUUUAUCAAUAGAGAUGCUAAUCUCUAUCUGCAUAACUUUAUUUUUAGGCAUGAUGCCUCUUCCUGGAUCUUCCACCUUUGAUCCUGAAGAAGAACUAGAAGAGCCACCUAUGAAACUCCAAGGAAUGGAAGGUGAAUAAAUGAUGCUGUUAAAUUAGAUUUCAUGGUAAAACUAAUCUAAGUAUACUUUUAAAUACAUUUAGUUCUCAUUAAAAAUAUAUUUUUUUUAAGGCAAUUAUACCCAAUUUAGUUUUCCCUCUCUCUGUGUUUUGCCAUAAGGGAAUAUUAAGAUGGUAGAGGCUGGGGUUGGUGAAAGAGUAUAUAAUGAUAAACUGGGUGUUUUCAAUGUUGAUCUUAAAUUAUGGCUCAAACAACUGGCAGUAACGUAGUGAAAUGGUAUGUCAGUUAAUUGCAUGUUGAUUUGACCUGUUUUCAUGUUGCUAUUAAAAGUAACACCAUGAAUAGCUCUUUGUACUUUUCCUCUCAGGUACUUCACCCUCCACCUUACUGUCCACUUCUGGUCACAAAAGAAAACAGGAAGUAAGGCAGAGCACUGUGAAACUUCAGGAAAAGAAAGGUGAGUGA